Molecule: messenger RNA, 456 nt
Organism: Fibroporia radiculosa
Lineage: Eukaryota; Fungi; Basidiomycota; Agaricomycetes; Polyporales; Fibroporiaceae
Exons: 2
Coding region: 1-456 (151 amino acids)
Source: RefSeq, a predicted model, not a curated record
AUGCGUGCUGCCACCGUCCUUACCGUUGCCGCAGCCGUUGCUGCUCCCGUCUUUGUCAGUGCCGCUCCGAGCGAGCAUUACUCCCGGGAUCUCGAUGGGGAAGUUCUGGCUCGUCGGAUGUUCAAGGCCAUGGUGCAGGGCGCCGCGGACGGUGCCGGCCAAGGACUUGAGACGACGGUACACAGAUUUACAAAGCUGUCGAAGUCAAACAAACCUCGCCCGCGAGUCCGGUUACCGAAGUACGUCCCACCAGCGCAGAAAUCCAUCAAUAGCAGAGGGCUGCACAGCAUGGAGUGGUUUGACCACGGUGAUCGCGAGGACGACGACUUCCACCACGACGACCAAGAGCACUUCGAGCACUACGAUGAGGAGCUCGAGCACCACCACGACGAGGAGCACUUCGAGCACCACGUGCGGGAACUCGUCGCUCGCGCCCUGUUCAACGAACUCGACUGA